AAUAUAUCUUUGGUUUUAGAACUUGUAAACUCAUUCUAAAGCCAUUCUAAAGCCAUUCUAAAGCCAUGAAGAAGAUCGAGUUAGGGCACCAUAACGAGGCGGCUAAGCCGGACUGUAUCAAAGCCCUCAUUGUUGAAUUUAUCACCACCUUUCUCUUUGUCUUCGCCGGAGUCGGAUCUGCCAUGGCCACCGAUAGUCUAGUCGGAAACACAUUGGUUGGACUUUUCGCGGUCGCGGUGGCUCAUGCAUUUGUUGUGGCUGUAAUGAUAUCUGCCGGUCACAUCUCCGGUGGCCAUCUCAACCCUGCCGUCACCCUUGGCCUACUUUUGGGUGGCCAUAUUAGUGUCUUCCGUGCAUUCCUCUAUUGGAUUGAUCAGUUGUUGGCUUCCUCUGCAGCCUGCUUCCUCCUCAGUUACCUCACCGGUGGAAUGGCAACUCCGGUUCACACAUUAGCGAGUGGAAUGAGCUACACUCAAGGGAUCAUAUGGGAGAUCAUCUUAACAUUUUCACUUCUCUUCACUGUCUACGCAACUAUGGUUGAUCCCAAGAAGGGAUCUCUUGAUGGGUUAGGUCCACUUCUCACAGGAUUCGUCGUGGGAGCCAACAUCCUUGCGGGUGGCGCCUUUUCUGGCGCCUCGAUGAACCCCGCCCGGUCUUUUGGUCCGGCAUUGGUCUCUGGAAACUGGACUGACCAUUGGGUAUAUUGGGUUGGACCGUUGAUUGGCGGUGGACUUGCCGGUUUCAUCUACGAGAACGUCCUCAUCGACCGUCCAAAUGUCCCAAUCGCUGACGAUGAGCAACCAUUGUUGGAGUAAAUGUGAUUUUAAUAAUGUAUGCACGUUACAGACCUUUAAGAUGUUUAAUUUGAUCGUCACAACUCCUUUUUCUUUUUGUUCUUUAAGAUGUAUUGAAGAUGUUGUGUUGACUGGUUUUAUAAGGCGCUUGUAUUAAACAACUCAAUCAUCAAGGGAGAGAUUGAAGAUGUUGUGUUGACUGGUUUUAUAAGGCGCUUGGAUUAUAAAACUCAAUCAUCACAACAUCCUCAAUCUCUCCCUUGAUGAUUGAGUUGUUUAAUCCAAACGCCUUAUAAAACCAGUCAAUACAACAAUCUUCAAUACAUCUUAAAGAUUUCGAUUUCA
Capsella rubella is the source of this 1139-nucleotide messenger RNA. Its product is annotated as aquaporin TIP4-1. The record is from RefSeq and is a predicted model, not a curated record. Gene Ontology annotation, molecular function: water channel activity. NCBI's taxonomy places the organism in Eukaryota, Viridiplantae, Streptophyta, Magnoliopsida, Brassicales, Brassicaceae. Gene Ontology annotation, biological process: water transport; transmembrane transport. The coding region runs from base 66 to 815 and encodes 249 amino acids. Gene Ontology annotation, cellular component: membrane. The transcript has 3 exons.